AUGGCCUCACUGGAAAAAUUAAACUUCAUCACCGGCAACAAAAACAAGCUAGCAGAAGUGAAAGCGAUAUUAGGGACUGUGAUCGACGUUGAAAACCAAGCAGUUGACCUUCCUGAGAUACAGGGUACGAUAGAAGAAAUUGCCCGGGAGAAAUGCCGACGUGCAGCAGAAGUGGUGAGUGGCAUUUCAAAGGCUGAAUCUGCACAGCUCUAUCACACAGACUCACCUCGGUCAGGUCGGAGGCCCGGUGUUGACGGAAGAUACUGCGCUUGA
This is a messenger RNA of Aspergillus niger, 273 nucleotides long. RefSeq lists its product as uncharacterized. The coding region runs from base 1 to 273 and encodes 90 amino acids. The record is from RefSeq and is a predicted model, not a curated record. Gene Ontology annotation, cellular component: cytoplasm. Lineage: Eukaryota; Fungi; Ascomycota; Eurotiomycetes; Eurotiales; Aspergillaceae. Gene Ontology annotation, biological process: nucleoside triphosphate catabolic process. The transcript has a single exon. Gene Ontology annotation, molecular function: nucleoside triphosphate diphosphatase activity.